Aureobasidium melanogenum CBS 110374 is the source of this 393-nucleotide messenger RNA. Its product is annotated as ribosomal protein S8. Gene Ontology annotation, cellular component: cytosolic small ribosomal subunit; ribosome. Lineage: Eukaryota; Fungi; Ascomycota; Dothideomycetes; Dothideales; Saccotheciaceae. Bases 1 to 393 code for a protein of 130 amino acids. The transcript is spliced from 2 exons. Gene Ontology annotation, molecular function: structural constituent of ribosome. Gene Ontology annotation, biological process: translation. The record is from RefSeq and is a predicted model, not a curated record.
AUGGUCAAGACUUCCGUCCUCAACGAUGCCCUCAACGCCAUCAACAACGCCGAGAAGAGCGGCAAGCGCCAGGUCCUGAUCCGUCCAUCCUCCAAGGUCAUUGUCAAGUUCCUCUCCGUCAUGCAGAAGCACGGCUACAUUGGCGAGUUCGAGGAGGUCGACGACCACCGCAACGGCAAGAUCGUUGUCCAGCUCAACGGCCGCCUCAACAAGACUGGUGUCAUCUCUCCCCGCUACAACGUCCAGCUCCGCGACAUGGAGAAGUGGGUUGUCAAGCUCCUUCCCUCGCGUCAGUUCGGUUACAUUGUCCUGACCACCUCUGCCGGUAUCAUGGACCACGAGGAGGCCCGCCGCAAGCACGUUGCCGGCAAGAUCAUCGGUUUCUUCUACUAG